This is a messenger RNA of Impatiens glandulifera, 1466 nucleotides long. Its product is annotated as protein IQ-DOMAIN 21. The record is from RefSeq and is a predicted model, not a curated record. Bases 159 to 1301 code for a protein of 380 amino acids. The transcript is spliced from 5 exons. Lineage: Eukaryota; Viridiplantae; Streptophyta; Magnoliopsida; Ericales; Balsaminaceae. Gene Ontology annotation, molecular function: protein binding.
AGUACUAAUACCCGUGAGGAGGCUUAAUCCUCAACAUUUACUUGUACUACAUCCUCUUUCUCUAGAACUUCAAUAGAAAUUUAGGUGAAAGAGAAGAUCGGCGUUAAUCAUGGAACCCUAAUUUCUGGAAAUCAGGUCAAACUCUCAAGACAUUAGCAAUGAGGAAGAAGAAUGGUGGCUGGUUUAACACGGUUAAGAAAGUAUUCAGACCGUCCAGUUCCUCCACCAAGGAAUUGCCGGUGAAGAGAGAUCAGGAGAUCAAAUGGAAGCAGCAGCAGCAGCAAGCUGCGGAGCCGGAGGUUGUGUCGUUCGAGCAUUUCCCUGAGGAGAGUUCGCCGGACAUCACCGGCAAUGAUGACAGUAGCGUGUCGACUCCGGUGACUACCGAUGAUAAAAUGCAUGCGAUGGCAGUUGCAGUUGCUACUGCCGCUGCAGCUGAGGCCGCAGUUGCCGCAGCUCAGGCAGCUGCCAAGGUUGUCCGUCUCGCCGGAGGAUUCGGAAGACAUUCUAAGGAAGAAAGAGCCGCCACUCUGAUUCAAUCGUUCUAUAGAGGAUAUCUCGCACGCAGAGCUUUGCGCGCGCUGAAAGGAUUGGUUAGGUUACAAGCACUUGUGCGAGGGCAUAACGUUAGAAAGCAAGCUCAAAUGACAAUGCGAUGUAUGCAAGCACUGGUGCGGGUUCAAGCUAGGGUUAGAGCUCGUAGGCUCGGGCUCAAUCACAUUAAGGUUCAUGAUGAUCAUCAGAUUGAACCACGACAGGAAUUUAUAAGGUGGAGACAACCACAGAGGAUCACUGAUCAACAUCAUGAAAUUGUUGACCAGCAUCCACUACAACAUGAUUAUCAUUUAAAUAAUGGGAAAGAAAAAUCACAAUGGGGAUGGAAUUGGCUAGAGCAAUGGAUGGCCUCACAACCAUACCACCAUGUUCCAAAAAGCCCCAACAACCCCGACAAAUUAGGGUUGGAUAACAUCAACUCGGGCCGGUUCACAGGAGGAGGUCCGGAUGAGGCUCGGAAACGAGACGGAAUCCCGAGCUACAUGACCCCAACGAAAUCAGCAGAAGCCAAAGUUAGGACCCAAAGCACCAAUCCUCGCCCACCUAUGGCCCAGUCUCAGUGGAACUCGUCCACCAAGAGAGGCCCAUCUUUCAGAUGUGACUCGUCCAGUUCGGGAGGUGGGACUACUAACGCAUUUCAGGCCCAUAGAAUUCUAAGCCCAAAACCUCACACUAAAUGGGCUUCUGGAUCAUACAGACAUGAACCUGAUGACCCGUCCUUGCCUUUUGGAGGUUAUGGUUGGUGAUGAACUACAGUAAUUAAUAAAUUAUUUAUCACUGCUAAGAAAAACAUAAUAAUAAUAAUAAUCAUGCUUCCACUGUUGUGUCAUGGUCCUUUAAAGUUUGUAUUAUUAUUGUUGGUUUAAUUUAUUUAUGGUUUUAAAGGCAUUAUUAAAUUGUUAAUUAUGUGA